Exophiala aquamarina CBS 119918 is the source of this 4080-nucleotide messenger RNA. RefSeq names its product STE/STE11/SSK protein kinase. The record is from RefSeq and is a predicted model, not a curated record. Lineage: Eukaryota; Fungi; Ascomycota; Eurotiomycetes; Chaetothyriales; Herpotrichiellaceae. The transcript has a single exon. Gene Ontology annotation, biological process: protein phosphorylation; stress-activated MAPK cascade. Gene Ontology annotation, molecular function: MAP kinase kinase kinase activity; ATP binding. Bases 1 to 4080 code for a protein of 1359 amino acids. Gene Ontology annotation, cellular component: cytoplasm.
AUGGAGCACCAAGAAAUGCCCAUGCCAAUGCAUCACCCCAGUGGCGGAUCUUCAUCUGGCUCCGAUGAAGACACUGUUACUUCCACUCCUUACACGUAUACCUCCAGCGGACCUUAUGACCCGUCCGAUCCGGGUGUCACAUAUACUCCCACCUCCUCAAUCUCCGCCUACACCCCAUCCACCGGCUUUUCAUCUGCUGUUAAUACCUGGAAUUCCUAUGGGCCGGGCACUGGACCAAGACCAAGAGGUGGCAGUGGCGGCGCACCUCCCACAGCCAUGGACAGAUCCUUCUCGAAUGAUGCUCAAAAUCCCCGCCCAGGAGGCCCUCUGCGGACACCGUCGAAUACCUAUGCCCCUGCGAGGAGACCUCCGCAGUUUCUGUCCCUGAAUUCGAAACGCGUCCAUUCAUCUCAGACUAUGCGGUCAUCAAGAAGAGAUCCAAACGCUCAAUACAAGGCACAAGAGAAGGCCUAUGUACAGAAAGUCCGCCAACAACCACAGGACUGGUUCGGGAAUGACCCUCGCACUCCCAGUAUUGGCUACAGCACAGAUGAUGAAACCGACGAUGAUUCUCCCUCGGGCGAACAUCAUUUCGAUGACCCUUACGAUGAAACCUUGAUGUUUCUCGGAAAUGAAGAUAACCUGCAACCGUCAGAGGAGGAGGUCCAGGUUCCAGAGAAUCGGGAACGGCUUGAAUGGCAUUCCAUGCUGGCUUCGGUGCUCAAGGGCGAUGUCGUCAAACAGGAGAAGCAGAGAUUGAUCGGCACAUCGGAACAGAAAACCAGAUCCGAAUUGGGCUACGAUAUAUGGCUCGGAGUCCGGGCUAAGUAUUACGGUAGGCCUCUCCAGAUGCAGAAAAGAAUGAUUGAGGAGGCUCGACAACAUUUGGGCCCGAUCGUCGAAAGCCUUAUCAGUUUUGAAAUCAAGGGUGAGACCGUCGUCGGCAAAUCAACCAUGGGACAAGUCCAGGAGGGUGUUGAGAAUAUUGAAAAGUGCGAAUGGCUCUAUCCUUCCAGGAGGGCUUUGGAGGUAGCCCACAGCCGAGCAGCGUCAGAGGCAUUCCAGAACAGCUGCGACGCCAUCUUUGCUUGGCACAAUAUCACUCAAUUGAUAAACACCGAGCUGGCCGUACUCCAAGCAUGGGUUGGAAAUGCAGAGCUGGAUUUCACCAAGCAGAAACAUCGCACGGGAAAUGGAGGCGAUCUAGCGGAUGAAUCCUCUUUCAUCGACCGGAUCUUGAAGGAAGAUGGGUUGAAAUCGUUGCAUAGUGACAAGAGCAUGCUCAAAGGAAUAGGGGAUGUCAUCACGAAAGCGAAGAGCACUCUCAUCGAAAAUGCCGAAGCGUUCGCAUCUCGCCAUUUGCCUCCUUACAUCGAAGAACUCUUGACGCUCGUCAAUUUUCCCUCGCGACUGAUUGUGGAGAUUAUCCGAAUGCGUCUCUCUUACGCGAAGAAAAUGAAGGAAUCUGCUCAACAAUCUGUUUUGAUCAUUGAUCAGAUGAUUGCCCAAUUUCAGAUUCUUAUGCGACUCGCUUGUGUGAUAAAGAAGGAGUACGUCAUGGUAUCAGAUCCUGAGCCAGGCUGGGAUCUGCCUCCCUGUAUAGACGAGGCGUUUGACUCCGUGAUCGUUGAUGCCCUCAAGUUUUAUUUCAAAAUGCUCAACUGGAAAUUAAGUGCAAACAAGAAUACCUUCCGGGAAGCUGAAAUUCUUGAGCAAGAAUGGGGCUUUUCGAAUGAAAUCGGACGUCAACUCGAAGGCGGGGAUAUCGAAGUCGCGGAGCAAUUCAGCUCGUUGACGGCAAAGUCAUUGCUUCGGUUGACGGGCUCUUUUGAGCGGGAGCUUCGGACCAAGGAAGAUGAGAGCCCACAGGAGAUGGAAAAGCGAUACAAAGCUAUUCUUGACUCCGUCCGUGUACGCCAACGAAAACUCUUCCGUUUCUCUCGAAUUCUACGGCAACGCUUCGAAAAUGCUACUGAGUUCAACUUGGGCAUGAAUGCAACGCAGCUCCAGGUCUUCACCGAAUCCCUCAUUCUCUCGGGCCAUUUCGUUGCGGAUAUGGGACCGAAUAGUCCAAAGGGAGUUUUGUUCGUGGCGUCGCCUUCUCUCUGGAAUAGGCCGAAAGAGAUCCAAUCCAUUCUGGGGACCUCCUUCCACGCAGAUGAUGCACCCGAAAACCCAUCCAACCCAUACAUCCUGAUCAUUAGGCCGGAAGAAGACAUGCAGUGGGAGGGACCAAGAAUGGAAGUGGACGUAUUAGAAUUACCCAGUGACGUGAGAAUCGGACGAUUGAGGCUCGUGGCUGAUGGGUCGUCUCCGCGCCUGCAAAAUGCGAGAAUUGAAUUUGCCAACGCCAUAGGCCGCGAACUUGAUGUGGUUAUUGAGCAGCGAGCCAAUCUCUCACGGGUCAAUCUGGAGCUCGGAAAGAUCAAGAAGACGACAUUCAAGCUGUCCAACACUAUCAUGGAGAGUGUGGAAGCCGUUCGUUCUCAAAACGGGGGCAUUGCAAGCCCAGAACUCGUACAGUCCUGCUUUGCAUUCGCCACCGAGUUCGGAAAGCGAUCUCUUACGUACAUGGAUGCCAACCGACGCAUGAUGAACAAUCUGAAGCUCACUCGGUUAGCCCUCGAUUGGGUCAGCUUCAUCUGUGAUGAUUGUGAUGCCGCAGAUAGACGGACCUUCAAGUGGGCAGUCAUUGCUUUGGAGUUCGCCAUGGUAAUGACGCGCGGACGAAACAUCCUUGAUAUCAGUGAGGAGGACUACAGACAGAUUCGACUCAAGGUUGCUGGUUGUAUGUCUGUAUUAAUCUCCCACUUUGACAUCAUGGGCGCAAGAUCGACGUUGGCGGCACAGCAGGAGAAAUCGCGAGCUGAGGCAAAUUCUGGUCUCAACAAACGACUCGACUACACCAAGCUAAAACAUGACGAUGAUUGUGCCACGCAGAUGUGCGAACAACGAAUGUGGCAGUUGGAGGAGAUUGAUCGGGCCCGAGAAGAGCGUGGAACAUCCAAGACCAACCUGGGUCGAGUGCUUGAGGGCUCGAACGAAGCUGAUCGAUCACUGACCUUCCUCUCCUCCUCUGCCACCAAUGUCACGAUGAGAUGGCAGCAGGGUCAAUUCGUAGGAGGUGGUACCUUCGGCUCGGUCUAUGCCGCCCUCAAUCUCGACACGGGCACGCUGAUGGCGGUCAAGGAAAUCCGUCUCCAGGACCCUCAGCUGAUUCCAACCAUUGUCAAGCAGAUCAGCGAUGAGAUGGGCGUCCUGGCUGUCCUGGACCACCCCAAUAUUGUCUCCUACCAUGGCAUUGAGGUUCAUCGAGACAAAGUCUACAUCUUCAUGGAGUACUGCUCUGGUGGCUCUGUCGCAGGGCUUCUCGAGCACGGCCGUAUCGAAGAUGAGACGGUCAUCAUGGUCUACGUCUUGCAGAUGCUCGAAGGCUUGGCCUACCUGCAUCAAGCACACAUAGUGCAUAGGGACAUCAAACCAGAAAACGUCCUCCUCGAUCAUAAUGGCGUGAUCAAGUAUGUCGACUUCGGAGCGGCCAAAGUGAUUGCACGUCAAGGACAGACAAUGAUGGCAGGGCCGGAGCCUGCUCAGCGUCGCGAUGGAGAGGGGGGACACGCGGCAGGAGCUCCUAGGUUGCCACAGAAGACUAUGACAGGCACACCCAUGUACAUGUCGCCCGAAGUGAUACGAGGUGAUGGACCAGCAACAUCACGAUUUUCAGGAGCAGCAGAUAUCUGGUCAUUGGGCUGUGUGGUUCUCGAAAUGGCAACCGGCCGGCGACCGUGGUCGACGUUGGACAACGAAUGGGCGAUCAUGUACAACAUUGCCCAGGGCAAUCCGCCACAACUGCCAGCAGAAGACCAGCUAAGUGAGAUGGGCAUUGACUUUUUGAAGAAGUGUUUCGAGCGAGAUCCGGCCAAAAGAAGCACCGCAGCCGAGUUGUUGCAGCAUCCUUGGAUCGUCGAGAUCCGACGGUUGGUGGUGGACGAGCCCGAAGUUCAGACUCCAAGAAGUGACACAAGCAGCUCUAGCGGAGGUCUUUCACUACCAAGUCGACAGCAUUCUUCGGCUUUCUAG